AUGGCGCCUUCCCCGACGUGGAGGAGCGCGAGCGCGGACCUGUCCACGGCGCCGAGCCAUGUACUCUCCCUGGGAUCCAGGUGCUUCGUGGCCAAGACCUUGGAGACGAUGAAUCUCCGGCGCUACGCGGGGCCCUUCGACUGGAUCUACACCACGGCGCAACUGGUGAGGCACUGCAUCGAGGAUGACUUCGAGUGCUUCUUAGACCUGGAGCAGCUCUACCGGCACGGCCAGGCAUGGGGCCAUCGGCGCUACUGCCAGAUGCUCAAGCGCCAGAUCCUCUUUCCGCACCAUCGCCCCGCUGACCGGGAUCGAGAGCACUUCCAGCGAACGGUGCAACGCUGGCGGCAGGUGGUGGCGUCAGAAGAGAAGAAACUCUUCGUGUUCAUGCCGUUGGUUCAAUCCAAGAAGGAGCUGCAGAGCGUGAGGGACCGGGAGUCGAUGCAUGGGAGCAACCUCCAGCAAGUCGAGGAGCUCUUGAGAAGCUUGCGACAACGUGUGGGGAACUUCGAGCUUCUGGUGGUCUAUGUGGUGGAAGGCUCCUCCCGCUGGCGCCAAGGGGCCAUGGAGGACACCGAGUUGGACACCACGCGGGAGAUCCUUCAACAGCCUGAGUUGCGCGUCUACGAACUUCAUUGCACUGGGGGAUGCACUGGGUUGAAGUUCAAGGCGCCCGCAGAUGACCUGGCACUUCAAUCUCUACUAGCGGCCCGCUGUUCAGCUAGCGGCGUGCUGGCACCUGACCCACUAGCAGGCUCAGAGCGUCGCUUUCAUGGGUCCUUGCGGAAGAGCCUGGGGCGCAGGCGCUUUCGGUUGGGUGGUGACUAUGGCGGAGGAGUUUGGGGAAAAGAAUCUUGCUGCCUACAAGGGAGAAGAGAAGGAAAACCUCUGCAGUUCAAGUCCAGCACUAGCACGAUCUUUGGGGUCCUUCCUCCGAUCCAGGACGUGGAGACCGACGUCUCCAGCCCUCCACCGGAAGCGGAUCCCCGCUUGAAGAAAAACUUUGGGCGGGAGAGCUCUGAACCCAGGAGGCGGGCAAAGAAUGUGGAACAACUGCCAAGCAAGGGAAAGAGGAAAGCUCAAGCUGAUGAUGCCGAUCCGAAAUCGGAGGACGAUGUGAUCCUCGUCUCCGUGAGAGGAGCGACUCCAGCCGCUCCUCGUGUGUGCCAGGGCUCCCCGGGGAAGCCAAUGGGAGUACUGGACAUUCGCGUGGCACUGCGAGCAGUGCAAAAAGGGAGCGCGUGGCGUGUGUUUGUGCGCAGAGGAAACGCAGAGAUCGUGGUAUAUAACAACGAGCACGGCAUCCAGAUCCACUUCCCGUUGGCCCUGUUCAAGAUGCUCAAAGGGGAGUCCUUGUCCUUGGCCGACCUCCAAGACGUUCAGCCCAAGGUCUGGAUGUCUAUUCAGCAGAUGUUGUCUUGGGAGCCAUCAGACCCUGCACAUGCGAACCAGGAGUUUGAGGACACCUUCUGCUUGACCUUCAGUGCUUCUUACGACUACUUUGGAGAAAUGAAGCACGUGGACCUGAAGCCCGGCGGCGAUCUGCCCGUGACGUAUGACACCCGCAAGGAAUACGUGGAGCUUUAUUGUCGCUGGCGGUUGGAGACUUCGACUGAAAGGCAAUUCAAGCUGUUGGCACAAGGCUUUGAGAAGGUCGUGGACUCUGCCCUGUGGUCCUUUCUCUCCGCUGAAGAGGCGCAUCUCAUCAUUUGCUCCGAGCCCACCUUGGAGGCUUCGGAGCUUCGGCACUUGGCGCACUACGAAGGCUAUUCCAAAGAUGAUCCAUACAUCCAGUCCUUCUGGAAGAUCUUGGAGUCCUUCGAGACGGAUCAGCUCAAGAAGUUUCUGGCCUUCACCACGGGCACGGACCGCGCGCCCUUGGGCGGCUUGAAGGAUGUGCGCUUGGUCGUGCAGAAGCACGGCACCGAGCCCACGAAUCGCUUGCCCUCGGCGCAAACGUGCUUCAACCUGCUGCAGCUCCAGCUCCGCGAGACUGUCCAGAUGAGCAACUGCGCCACUUUGGGGAAUGAGGCCACCAGCUGCGACGUGGGGCCUGAGCAAGGGCUCAUCAGCCUGCAGACGUAUGUGGCGCGAAUGAAAGAGCUUUGCACGGACGCCACCUUGAACUCUGAGUACUCCUACACUGCUGGCACUGCAACCACUUGGCCCGUGCGCGCCGAGACUCCGAGCAACAUCAGCUUCAGCAACAUCAGGGAUCACGCCUUUACCGUGAGCUGGGUGCCUGGCAUGGCUUACGAGCGUCACAAGCAGGAGUGCGACUUCGCCCAUUGGGAAGUGAUGCUCCGGAUGUCCAGUCGUUAUGUCCAGCUGGGCCGAGCCUUUGGAGCAAUCCGUUGGGACGCUGAAGCACCGGAGCGCCCGGACCUCUAUUUGGAGUAUGAGGAGGGCACCGACUGGUUCAUCGGCUGCCAAAGCUUUGUGCGGGACACCAGCAGUUGCGAUCCUCAGAGUCUGGAGUCGGACCGCGACUACGACGUGAAGGUGCGCGAGCGAUGCUUGGACUCCCAUGCUGAUAGCGACUACACUGCUGCCACUAGCAGGCCGCGCACAAGCGCUGUGGCGGCCUACGCGCCAGUGAACCUCACGACCGACAACAUCCGCAAGUACCGCUACGACCUUCUUUGGGAUCCGGGCGACCGCCGGGCGUGCGUCUUCUGGGCCUGGCAGGUGAUGACGAAGCCUGUGGGUGUCGAUUGGCCACCGGAGGAUCAAGACAACGCGACCAUUGAAGGGGGUGGGCACACUUUCAUCUAUCACCGCAACAUCACUGAGCAUCGGUUCAAGUUGCCCCUGAGCAGCAACACCCAGUAUGGCGCCCGCGUACGGGAACGCUGUACCGAUCCCACCUACGACGGCGAGUGGGGCUACCUGCUCUACCCGGGUGUGUGGACCGCUCCACCGGUACAAGCUGAUCAGCUGGAGAAUGUGACUCUCCACUUCAAUUGGCCUGCACUGCUGUCCAUUCGCUUCUUGACCGGACCUGCAGGGUGGCUGGAAGAUUUGGAACCCUCGGAUCCCAACUACAACAGCCACAGUGACUGCGAGUUCAACGGUUGGUAUGUGGAAGUGGCUGACGCGGCCACCCCUACCGAUUGGGUGGUGCAGCAGGAGUGUUUGGCCUUGCCAAGGAGCUUUGAAGGCUGCGAUAUUCACACCGGCUUGGAGUAUGGCAAGGACUACCAACUCCGUGUCCGGGAGGGGUGCACAGACGAUGCAGCGCGAAGCCCGGAGACUGUGCUCUCCGUGACCAGUAGGGCACGGACGCCAGCUGCUGCACCGGCCAACCUCCGGAAGAACUCCGACACGGCCUUUUCCUAUGAGUUCUCCUGGGACCCGGGCGCCAGCUACGACUGUGUCUUCCUUCGUUGGGAGGUGCAACUCCGUUCCCUCAACGACACCAACAGCAGUGCCGCCGCCUGGGGCGAUGGACUCGUGGAAGACAUUCGCUCACGUGCGCCGGCGGUAUUGCCGGGCACUCGGAAAACCCGGAUGGCCAAGUCAGCCCGGAACCACAGCGCGCUUUUCUUCAUGUGGUAUCGGCGUUUGGGAGGCACGCUAGGUCCGAACAGGCAAUGGAUCUCCAUCGAGGUGGAUGGCCGAGACGAAAUGGGAGAGCCGGUGAAGGAGAUUCGAGAGAUAGAUGUGGAUCUCUACAACAACUUGGGCGGGGUUCGGCUCUUCACCAAGUUCAAAAAUUACGAGGCCCGCUACAGCAUGUUUGACGACCGCAGCAGCCCGAAUCAGAUGAGCGAACGGGCGCAGGUCUAUUACUUGGGUUGUAACUUCGUCAGAGGGGUUCCCGUCUUCAUCGCAGAGCUUGGAUAUGACAUGGAAGAGAAGACACCUAUGGUGCAGGAGCAGUUCAAGACUGGCCAUGAGAGGAUGGUGGUGCGAUUGACUCCUGGCGAAGUGAUCGAGUUUGCCUGGGGUACGACCUUUAUCUUCGAUCUCAUGGUUGAAGGCCGCAUCACGGUGAAGGACACCACGGGCAUUCUGGAGCCCCCUGAUUGGGUCUUAAAGAAGCCGUCGGAGGCACCGAAGCCCAAGCCGUUGGUACCACGGCUGCUGAAGGCCAUCAAAGACGCCUUCUCGGUGGAGGUGGACGAAGAGACCGAGAGCGGCUCCAAACGCCUCACCGAGCCGGAAGAGCCUGAGAUCGUGCGGCCCAGUCGCGAGGAAGAAUUGGCUCGCUUGCGACAGAGUGGCAAGAAGGCUUGCACUCACAGCAUUUCGGUGGAGAUCAAAGCCACUGCCCAUGAGACCAAGUUGAGACAAAAGCCUGAGAACCGCACCAUCUACCUUCAUCCUCAGGACUAUGUGCGGCUCGGGGGCUACCGCAUCAUGAGGAAGUUCCAUCCCACGGAACCGGACAAGAACUAUUGGAUUCGAUGUGACUACGAUUCGGGUUGGCCUUUCCUGCUGGUGCACCAGCAGGGCAAGGACUGGGAGAUCCGCGGCUUUUUCUUUUGGAACCUCUACGAGCGCAAGGUCUCCAUUGUUGGUGACUGGCGCUUGCAGUUCUUGGCCUCCUUUGACAUCCCUGAACUGUCGAAUGGUCAAUUGAAGUUGAGCCCCAUCCAAACCGCCCCUGACGAAGAGUCACCAGGUGCCGCAGAUGAAUGA
Messenger RNA from Durusdinium trenchii, 4644 nucleotides. The record is from the annotation of a GenBank genome assembly. NCBI's taxonomy places the organism in Eukaryota, Dinophyceae, Suessiales, Symbiodiniaceae.